GAAACCGUUAUUUCUUGGAGUAUGUAGGUGGAAAAAUAACGACUUAAGGAGUGUCUGUAAGCCCAUUUUAUGGACUUUGGCUGUCAGUGACAGUAUACUGCUGCUGAAAGAUUGCUGAAACAGCUGAAGUCGCCUGGAAUAGCCAUGCACCCAACCUCCUGUCAUGAUUAAUUUCUGAGCCAAUCAAUAGCCUAAGAAGAUUGGAAAUAGGCGAAUGAGUGAGCGAGAGUCACCCGUGCAGAGCGAGGGAGAGAAAGAGAGGGAGAGAGAGCACCAGCCCAGCGAGGACAAACUUGCAAGAAGCAGAGCAUGCAGAAAAAGCUCCGCAAGACAACAGUGCAGCCGCUCGGCGGGGUUUGAAGCUACAGAGGCAGCAGAGCUUGUUGCGGAUUACAAUGAUUGCCACAACUCAACAAAACAUGACCACUGAGCUGGACCUGGGGAGUUCAGACGGUCCCCCACGGAACUGGAAGGGCAUAGGGAUUGCCAUGGUGGUGAUCCUGGCUGUUAUGUCUCUGGUCAUUCUCUCCGUCAUCCUCCUCACGCCUGAUGAAUCUCACUUGUUACUCCGUUCCCAUCUCACCAUGGAGGAUUUGGAGAGUGAUGAGUUCAAAGUUCAUGACCCCUGUGUGGCGUGGUUGAACGAAAAUGAAGUGGCUCUUCGCACCAGAGAGGGACACGUCCUGUCGUUCAGCCUCAACAGCAAUCUCACCUCAACUCUGGUGGACAACAGCUCCCUGGACCUGACCACCACUAAAUUCCAAGUGUCUGCAGACAAGAGGUUUGUCCUCUUGGCGUAUAACAUUCGACCGGUGUUCUCUCAGUCCUUCUCAGCCUCCUAUGCUAUCUACAAUGUGGCUAAUGGGGAGCUGCUGGAGCUGAACCCUCUGGAGAGGGAGAAGGCAGCGCUACAGUAUGCUUCCUGGGGGCCUCAGGGGAGCCAGCUGGCCUAUGUGUUUGACGGAGAUAUCUACUACAAGCCGAGUGUGACCAGCAAAGCCCUGCGUCUCACAACCACCGACCUGGAGCAGACUGUGGUGAACGGGCUCUCUGACUGGACUUAUGAAGAGGAAGUGCUCUUGACAUAUGUGGCUCACUGGUGGUCUGUGGACGGGGCCCGGCUGGCAUACCUAACCAUCAACAACUCUAACACACCUGUGAUGGAAAUACCUCACUUCUUGGGUGGCCUCUAUCCCUCCAACGUCCUUUUCCCCUACCCCAAGGCUGGCUCAAGUAUUCCAUCAGUCAGUCUGUUUGUGGUGAAUCUUUAUGGUCCAGCUCACACUCUGGAGAUGAUGCCUCCUGACUCCCUCAGGGCCAGAGACAGCUACAUCUCCAUGGUGACUUGGAUCAGCAGCACACGCCUCGCGGUUCGUUGGCUGAAUCGAGCCCAGAACCAAUCAGUGCUCUGCGUGUGCGAGGCCACCACAGGGGCCUGCUCGGAGAAGCACAAAAUGGCCAUGGACAUAAUGCAAAACCAACGACAGGAUGUGCCGCUGUUUUCAGCAGACGGCUCUGUGUUCUAUACAGUCCUGCCAGCGAAACAGGGCGCUCGUGGAGAGUUCCACCACAUCGCCGGCCUCUCAGCCCAGCCUGCCAUCCCCUCCGUCCCCCCUCGCUUCCUGACAUCGGGGAGCUGGGACGUCACCGUGCUCUGCGCCCUUGACGAGAAGGCUGGAAAAAUCUAUUUCCUGAGCACAGAGGAAUCCAGACAAAGCAGACACCUUUACAGUGUGGACCUGGAUGGAGUGUUUCAGCGCCGCUGCGUCUCCUGUAACCUCAUAGAUGGAUGUCGCUUCUUUAGAGCUGAAUUCAGCCCCAAUCAAACCCACUUCACCCUCUACUGUCUAGGCCCAGGAAUCCCUAAAGUGACGGUUCACAGUACAAAGGACCCCUCCAGAUACGUCGUAUUGGAGGAUAACAGCCCUCUGUCUAGAGCUCUGGAGGACAAGAGGCUCCCUGAGACUCUGUUCAGGACACUCCCAGCAGAAAACCAUGACCUACACCUGAAAUUAUCUCUACCUCAGGGUUACGAGGCCAACCUGCACCCUCUCCUCAUCAUUGUGGAUGGUGUGCCCGGCAGUCAGUCAGUGACAGAGGAAUUCGCCCUCGACUGGCCUCAGGUCCUCUCCGGCACACACAAUGUGGCCUUGGCCUGGGUGGACGGCAGGAGUGGGGUCGGACGUGGACAGAAGACCACUGCUGUGGAUUCACGCAAGCUUGGCUCAAUCAGAGUCAAAGAUUAUCUGGGAGUUGUAGAGUUGUUGAUGCAACUACCGUACAUUGACGAUCGCCGGAUGGUCCUCUACGGCAAGGCAUUUGGAGGUUAUUUAACUCUCAAGAUGUUAGCUGCAACAGAUAAGCUGUUUCAGUGCACGGCUGCCGUGGCACCAAUAACUGACUUCAGGCUUUAUAGUGCUGCAUUCUCAGAGAGGUAUCUAGGCCUUCCAGCAAAGGAGGAGCACGCUUACUCGACUGCCUCUUUGCUUGAGGAGGUUAACAAGCUGAAAGAUGAGAACUUCCUUAUUCUACAUGGAACCGCAGAUGCGAGAGUACACUUCCAGCACAGCGCUGAGCUCCUGAGCCGACUGGUGAAGGUUGAGGCCAACUACUCGCUGCAGCUGUACCCAGACGAGGGCCACGUCCUGAGAGAGCCGCGCAGCAUCCAGCACUUCCAGCGGACAGUAGUGAACUACCUCCAAACCUGCUUGAAGCACAGCAUCCUCAUAGAGCCCGUAGAGGACGACGAGGAAGAAGACGACUGAGCUCAGAGCCCCUUCCAUCCUUCUGGAGGGACUAUCUUUGGACUGUAUGCCAUCUUAUGCAUUACUUUGGGUCGGAUUACCAGGCACAAGAGCACAGGAGUGGGGACCAAACACAUCAGAUCACCUCCUGCAACUUCUGGAAAAAUUGAUGUACUGUAUACCUUGUUGCACAUGAUUAUUUCUGCUGUUAUACUGUAUAUUUAAGGCCCUGUUUGUUUACAAAAUCCACUUGAGAUGACGUGGACUAGAAGGCUACUGAUUCUGCCAAAGGUUUACAAAGAUUUUAAAAACAUGCAUGUCGUAAUGGCUGCAUGAUGUGGAUUAGUUUACAUUGCAUUCUCUGUGUUUCGCAGAUCUAAAUCUGGCCCAUCAGGGUUAAAAGUGCAAAAUCUGCCAACAGCCGGGAACCCACUGGACGACUUAAAAAACUCCCUAGGGACUGUUCUUUAUUUAUCAGAGGAGGAGGGUGGCUGGGGUGUGGCUUUGGUUUGUUUUUGGUCAAAUUUUAAAAGAGACAUGUAGAAAAAAGUGAUUUUUAAGAUGGAAGCCUUUGGGCUCAUUUAUGCUCAAUGUUAGUUACGGACACGAACGGAGCCUUCUGUCCGUACUCUGCUUUCAUUUCGUCCAUAUUUGUGCAUGAUUGCUUAAAGCUUACAGAUAUGGAUGAAACUGAGCUGUACGAUUGAAGAGUGUGGGGACAGUGUAGUGUCUUUAAAGCGAAAUAUAGUCUGGCUGGGCCGACUCUCACUUAAAGAUUGGAAAAAAAACGCCCCGGCUGCUUGUAUUUCUUUCAACCAAUCACAAUCGUUCUGGGCGGUGCCACAGUAAUGGUGCGCUUGCAAAAAUAUUGCGGGGGGGGCAGGUUUUGGUGUAACACGCCCACAAAAAUAUCGCCUACAGGACGCGAACCAUGGCAGAAAAAUGGCUACAUCCCCGCAAGACUAAACACCACAAAAGUUAGUAAAGGAUGUGUUGAAAACGGUUGAAAACUGCUACACAACCGGAGGUGGUAGGGCGGGACUUCAGCGUUCCACCCAAUGAGAGGCCGAUCUAUGCAGCGAACUUCCGCCCACUCAGACUAAGCGAAAUAUGACCAUAGGAGACCACGGAUACCUUUAAAAAAAAUGACGGAACAAAAUGAAUUGGUAAUACAGGGAAAAUAAUUCUCCGUCCACGUGUCGCAAUGUAUUUAAUGGCCUCACAGAUCACCGCCAUCUACGCCUCAACGCUGCCUCUGAAGCUACAUUAUCACCGUCGCCUCGUUUGUUAUUGUGAGAAACUUGUGACUCCGCCCUCUUGUUUCAUCUAUUGGCUACAUUUAUCCCAACACAAGGACGCAUGGACGUAUGAGGGCAGGGAAGUUUACAACAUUUAAAAUGAGUGUAUCUAUUUUCGUACAUAAAGGGAGCAUAAAUGAGCCAUUAGUCGCACAUGAUGUGUUCGAGGACCAUCAGAAUUUGAAAUCCAGUCAUAAUUUCUGUUUUUUUGUUUGUUUGCUUUGAUUCUCUUUUUAUUUAGUCAUUUCAGGGACCAGUCAGAAAGCAGAAAAUAACAUAAAAGUGUGUUUCAGUAUGUAAUACGGAGGCCAAAAUGGACUGAUAAAGUAAAUAUAAAUAUAGGUAUGAUCAUUUCUGUUUAUACAGUUUGUGGCUAUGAUAAAACUUAAUCCCUCCCCAGUGCUUAAAAAUUUAUUUGACACGCCUCCCCCAUUUUGCAACCCCCCUCCUCCCUCAGAAAAAAGAGCAGUCCCUUAACGAUACGACUAUGACACAUUUAACGACUGCAUAAAAUGCUUGAAAUUUUACAUACAGAUUUCUGAAUAAACCAGCACAGACCACAGGAUCUCUUUAAGCUUUAUGCAGAUUCCAGUCAUACAAAAUUUAACAACUGAUAAAAGACAUCUGAAUUCUAAUCCCCAAGACGUUAAAACUGGCCCUACUGCUCGCUGUUCUGGGCAGACUCCCCACCGUCUUUAAGAUGUCGUAAAAUCAGAGUCAUUUUGGGUAUUUUCCUCAGUGUGUUCCCGGCUCAAAUAAAGUUAAAUGAAGCAUAUGGAUCAUUCUAAAUGUGCCAAAUACAUUUUGUGGACUUUGUGGACCACUGGUUUUAUUAGCAUUACUUGCAUUAUGUGAUUAAGAAUGAGUAUGCAACUGUGACUAUUUACAACACAAGCUACGAAUGAAGGACCAUCACAAGAACGUCUACAUAGAUCUGUCUAUUUACUGUAUUUGGAAGACCAGUAUGUUUCUGUUUUGGUACAUCUCGGCAUUUCUUGUGUAUUGCAGAAUUAAAUUAUUUCUUUGGACAAAUUGUUGAGCCAUUGCAUUCCAGUCCGCAUAGAUAGGUGGGUUUGACCAUCAAACUGUCAGCCAAACCAUACUGGUAAACUGCAUGCAGUUGGUUUGGAAACGAAUGCCCUUGACUCUAGACGACCGGCUACUCCUUUUUUCCAACAAUCCUUGACAAUAAAGUUUGAACUUCUUGUUUUACAGCAAUAAUCUACCUUGGUUCCUUCACCAAUCAUCAAGACUGUAAUCUAACGGAGCCAUUUGGAGGGCUAAUUAUUAUCAUGGGGGAAAAAAUUAUGUGCCAACGCUUGGUAAAUACUGACUUUGAUCUCUGCGAAAGUACCGCUGUGGCAUUCAAUAUCAUCUGCUAUUACUGCUGUAAAUAGCUAUAAAGAUCAUGGCC
Epinephelus moara (kelp grouper) is the source of this 5456-nucleotide messenger RNA. RefSeq names its product inactive dipeptidyl peptidase 10. The record is from RefSeq and is a predicted model, not a curated record. Gene Ontology annotation, biological process: proteolysis. Bases 396 to 2765 code for a protein of 789 amino acids. The transcript has 26 exons. Lineage: Eukaryota; Metazoa; Chordata; Actinopteri; Perciformes; Serranidae. Gene Ontology annotation, molecular function: dipeptidyl-peptidase activity; serine-type peptidase activity.